AUGGAACCGUCCGGUAAACCUGGUUCCAGUCAGGUGGCUGAUGUCGUGUUUGUCAUCGAAGGGACGGCAAACCUCGGGCCGUACUUUGAAUCUUUGAGGAAAAACUACAUACUUCCAGCGAUUGAGUACUUCAACGGGGGGCCCCCGGCGGAGACGGAUUUUGGUGGAGACUAUGGAGGAACGCAGUACGGCCUUGUGGUGUUCAACACGGUCGACUGUGCUCCUGAGUCGUACGUCCAGUGUCACGCCCCGACCAGCUCCGCCUUCGAGUUUGUUUCAUGGAUCGACAGCAUCCAGUUCAUGGGAGGCGGCGCAGAAAGCUGCAGUCUGAUUGCGGAGGGCCUUUCUGUGGCCUUGCAGCUCUUCGAUGACUUUAAAAAAAUGAGGGAACAAAUAGGUCAGACCCACAAGGUGUGUGUGCUGCUGUGUAAUUCUCCUCCUUACCUGCUCCCUGCAGUGGAGAGCGUCAGCUACACCGGCCUCACGGCUGACAGCCUGGUCAAAAUCAUCAGAGAUAGAGGAAUUCACUUCUCUGUGGUCGCUCCUCGGAAACUGCCCGCUCUGAGAGUGCUGUUUGAAAAGGCUUCUCCCGUAGCGGGGGCGGUUGAACCGCAUCCAGACUACAGUCAGGAUCCAUUCCACAUGGUGCUGGUCAGAGGCAUCUCGCUGCCUG
Messenger RNA from Nematolebias whitei (Rio pearlfish), 673 nucleotides. Its product is annotated as mediator of RNA polymerase II transcription subunit 25-like. NCBI's taxonomy places the organism in Eukaryota, Metazoa, Chordata, Actinopteri, Cyprinodontiformes, Rivulidae. Gene Ontology annotation, cellular component: mediator complex; transcription regulator complex. The annotation marks the transcript as partial. The transcript is spliced from 6 exons. The record is from RefSeq and is a predicted model, not a curated record. Gene Ontology annotation, biological process: positive regulation of transcription by RNA polymerase II.